UGUUUUCCAAUCCACUUUAAUAUCUGGGGAUAUGAAUACUAAAGAAUUCCUUGACUUCAGUGAAAUAAAACCACCUUCUAAAGGAGCCCUGGAGUUGGUUUCUUCAUGUCAGAAACAGAAAACUAUGCCACUGACAAGGAGUGCCUUUCUAAAACGUAAAGCUUGUGAGCCAUUAUCCCUUGAAUCUCCAGCAAAAAUAUUCUCAAGAAUGAAAAAAAGAUCAGUUCUUGUCAAAGAGAAAAACAAGCCUCUAGAAACUAAAUUGUUGGACUCAAAGAGAACCACAGAUUAUAUUCUCACUCCUGAGAGGCACCUUGCCUUUCUGCAAAGACCAGAAAAAAUACCCAUAGUUGAAGAUAAACCAAAGAAAAAGCUGAAUGAAGAUUUUCUUGAAAAAUCCAAUGUAGAAACAGUUUCAGUAGCAAAUUCUACUGCAGUGAACAAAAAUAUAUGUACUGCAGUAACAAGUCCUCCAGUUCUGGAAUCGCCUAACAAGUUCUUCUCUCGUGUGAAACAGAAGUUGCAGGAGAAUCUGUCUGAAAAAGCAAAGCAACCUUUAAUCACAUCCAGUCCAACAAAAAAACUUAAUAAUUUUAAUGAACAAUGUCUAAGUACUACUGCUUGCCAGGAUGAGGAGUUUAUUGUGGAACCUGCUGAAUUGGCCAAUGAGACUUUUAACAUAAUACCUAAUCGUGUGAUUGUGAGUGAUGGUCCUGUUAAAUCUAGAGAAUUCUUGAAGGAAGGAGCAUCUGGAAAACAUCCUCAAGAAAAAGGAGUGGUACAUCCUUCCAAUAAAAAAUAUGGCCAAAAGGGAGGAGAAAAUGUAGGUGCUUGGUCACAGAAAACUUCCCAACACUUGUGUGAUAUAAUUUUUGCUACUCCAAAAGUCCAUAUACCAAGGAAACAAAGACAUGCUUCCAAGAUGCCCUUGGAUGAACCUGAGACAGGCACAAAUGAAGAGGAAAAACAGAUGAUAUAUAUCAAUGGGUGGAGAAUCAGAGUGAUCAAUAACAAUACUGCUGUGUGUGUGGAAGGAAAACGGAGAGAUAAGAAGAAUAUCUUCUGGCAUAGUAAUGCAAUUGUAGAACGAAUUGGACACAAUCAAGUCAAAACCUUGUCAGGAAAUGUCUACAUAUUAGAAGGGCGUAUUGAUGCAGUUAACAUGAAGAAAGAAGGAAUACCAUCUAAAUUCAUAAAGAGGUUUGGGACUGGAAUCCCAAGAAACUGGAAAAUGCUUGUUGAUGAUUUGCUUCAUUAUUUGAAAAGGAGAGAACAGCGAGUGUUUCCUGUAAGUGAGGAUAGCAAAAAAAGAGAAACCAAAUGCUCAGAAGAACUGGAUCUGCCCCAAAAUAUUGAGAGAAAAUAUAAAAUGAAAGACACCACUUAUAAUGUAUUGCCACUGCAAAAUAAUGAAAUAUGUGGUAUGCAGAUGAAAACAACUGAUUUGCAGAGUGAGCAUGAUACAAGUUUCACCCGUAGUGGGCGGCGUGUUAGGCCACCCAUGCAGUUCUGGUGUGGGGAACGAAUACUUAUUGAUCAGGCAUUAAAUAUCACCAUGACCAAAGGAGGUACCAACUACUUAUCACCUACAGUGAACAGCACACGACUUGAGGAUAGGCAGACUUUCAAGUCUCCAAAGAAAAAUAGUGGGAGUCUUUUAAAGGAUCAUAAAGAAGUGCCUCCCAAUCAAGCUAAAGGAAGAAUUAAUAUGAAAUCAGAGAAUGUAACUAGGAAAACUGAAUGUAAAUUGAAGCAAAAGUCACAACACCUUAUUUCAGACACUGAUGAAAAUGAUUCUGAAUUUGUCAUUAAAGAUAUUUACAAGAAGAGAGCCGUUGUUACAUUGACACCAUUAAAUAAGAAAAUGUCACAAGAAAAGCAGCAGUCAAAGGAUAAAAGGAGGUCCAGAAGUGAGCAAAAUGUGGCUAAGGAGGGGGAAAAGAUUACUUGCUAUGAAAGAAAUUUGGAUGAUGGAGAGUUAGACACUUUGAAAUGUCCAUUAAAUUUGUUGAAACAAUGUCACCAAACUGAGAAAGUUGUGGAAAGUGUCCCUUGCACAGAUGAAGAUGAAUCUAGUGAAGAUUUCCCAUGUAUCAAAAGGAAAACACAACCUUUCAAAAGAGAAACAUCCAACAAGGAGCACAAUAAUACACAAAAACCAUCAUGUGAGCAGAGAAGUACAGAGAAUUCUGUAGCACCUUCUCAGAGUACAAAGAUGAAAUGUUCUUACUUUGGCCAGAAGAGCAUGCUAGAAGAGUUACGUAACAAGAUUUCUUCUCCUGACUUGUGUACCAGUUCUGGGCUAGAGAAAUUGAAGAGACAAAAGUCACAGAAGAGGUUCGAGAAAACCAGAAAAAAUGCUCUUGGAUCAGAGACUGAAAGUGAAAACAGCAUUGAGGAAUUUCCUGUGAAAGAAAGUAGGUUAAAAAUAGCUGCCAAGAGAACUAAUGGUGACAUUGCAACUAGUGCAAAAACCUUGCCUGUGAUUGAAAGGACAUACAGCCAGAGGAAGUUAGGGAACACUGUGGAGUCUCUUCCAGAUAAUAAUGAAGACUGGACUGAAGAAGAGUUGCAAAAGUUGUACAGGGCAGUGGCUUCUUUUCCUAAACACAAAAGUGGUUUCUGGUUGGAUGUGGCAAAGAGUAUGGGAACACGAUCUGCUGAAGAAUGCCAACAAAAGUACAUGACAGAGCAGGAAGGUAGAAAACGGGCCCCAAAGAGGACCACCAAGCCUGGAAAAAAGGAAGAAAGAGAUAAGGGGACAAAACAGCCAUUGGCAAAGGUGGGGACACUGAAAAGAAAACAACAGAUGCGGAACUUCCUCGAACAGAUGCCCAAGGAUAAUCAUGAUGACAUCUUCUGUGCAACUCCUUUUCAGAAUAAGAACACAAAAUUGCCACAGUUCUGCGUGGCCCCAGAGGAAGAUGUUUUCCAGUUGAAAGACAGUCAUCCUAUCACACCUGCUUCAGCUAUUUUUCCUUUGGUGAAGACUCCCCAGUGUGACCAUGUUAGCCCUGGCAUGCUGGAAUCCCUGGAUAGGAAAGAUCGUGAAAAACGUGUCUUUCACAUGCAAAAUAAUAUCAAAGGCAAGGAGCGCACAUGGCAGAAUGUAAAGAAGAAAUCGGCUGGGACAGUGUUCACUACUCCCAUGUCUCGAAGAACAAAUGUCUUUAAUUUUGAAGACGUUGCAACUUCUGAUGGGGUGGGACAUCUCUUCCAAGUGGAACAAGGAAUACAGUCUGAUGAAGAGGAUGAUACGUAUUUUUCCACAUAGCCAGUAGCUACCUGCCCCAGGCUCAAACUCUGCCAACUCUUUGGGAUAUUUCAUCUCACCUUCUCAUAGCCACAGUAAUUUCUCUAGAUUGUUUUUAAUGAAUUGCAAAUGGCUGAGUUUUGAUUUCAGUCUGUUUUGGAUUGAAUUAAGUGGCUCCCCAGUUCUGUGCUCUCAAGGUAUUCAAAUGGAGAAAUCUACCACAGGUCUGUCUUUAGAAGAAGUGAUGUGGAGAUUAUGUAGACAAGUAGCUGUGGUGAUUGCCUUUUUUAAAAAUGGAAGUAAAAUAAUGUUUUUAAAAGUUACUUGUACGAUAAACCUCAAUAGCAUUGUAAUAGCAAAGGAUCUCUAUAUUUUCUGUACAAAGAA
This is a messenger RNA of Python bivittatus (Burmese python), 3640 nucleotides long. Lineage: Eukaryota; Metazoa; Chordata; Lepidosauria; Squamata; Pythonidae. The record is from RefSeq and is a predicted model, not a curated record.